AAAGUUGAAAUAUUUAUGAGACGGAAGCAGCAGCAGAAACCGAAUUGAGGGUUGAAAUUCAAACAAAAAUCGUCCCCAAAUCGAAACCCUGAAUUGGAGGCGCAGACUAUUAUGGCGUCAGAGAACGGUUCUCGAUCGGGUUCUGCGGCAGAUUCCUAUGUAGGGAGCUUGAUAAGCUUGACCUCCAAGAGUGAGAUUAGAUACGAAGGAAUUCUCUACAACAUCAACACCCAAGAAUCCAGUAUUGGCCUCACAAACGUGCGAUCUUUUGGAACAGAAGGAAGGAAAAAGGAUGGUCCACAAAUUCCUCCUGGUGACAAGGUUUAUGAGUAUAUACUUUUCCGUGGGACUGACAUUAAGGAUUUACAGGUUAAAUCUUCUCCACCUGUCCAUCCUUCUCCACAAGAAAACAGUGACCCAGCUAUUAUUCAGUCUCAUUAUUCUCAUUCAAUCCCCACAUCUACAAAUUUACCUUCUGGUGUAAGUGGGUCUUUCCCUGAUCUCAAUUCUCAUACUCCACAACUCGGACUUCCUGGGUCAAGUUUUCAAGGUCCCUUACCUUUGUAUCAACCUGGAGGGAGCAUAGGGUCAUGGGGAGCUUCUCCACCUGCUCCAAAUGCAAAUGGUGGUGGGCUUGCUAUGCCAAUGUAUUGGCAAGGAUAUUAUGGUGCCUCCCCAAAUGGGCUUCCUCAUUUACACCAACAAUCCUUGCUUCGACCGCCACCUGGUUUAUCAAUGCCUUCAUCAAUGCAGCAGCCUAUGCACUAUCCCAAUUUUAGUCUCUCUUUACCGACUGUAUCUUCUAAUUUACCGGAACUGCCAUCAUCUUUGCUACCUUUGAGUACAAGUACACCUAGUGUAACAUCUGCUUCUUUACCUCUAUCAAAUUUUCCUCCUGCAGCUUCUGCUCUGACUCCUGAUCCUUCUGCUACACUAGCUUCUGAAGUUUUUCCUGUUUCAGCAACUAGCAAGUCACCAAUUAUUUCAACUUCAACAGUAGCACUAGCUGCUAGCUUACCAUCCAUGACUCCAUCGACCGAUUCUGGAGUGCAACCAAUCUCCAGCAAAACUAAUGUUAUUUCGAAUUCAAGUUUGCCAUAUCAAACUGUAUCCCAUUUUUCACCUGCAGCUGUUGGAUCAUCAAAUUCCAUCCGUACAGAGACACCAGGCCCUACUCUGGUUACCCCAGGUCAAUUAUUGCAGUCCGGACCAACUAUAGUUUCUUCUGCUCCGCCUUCACGAACACCGCACAAGGAUGUUGAAGUUGUUCAAGUAUCUUCCACAUCAUCUCCUGAGCAAUCUCUGGCAAUUUCUACUGAAACUAAACCACCAAUACUGCCAUUGCCAGUGACUUCUGGGCCCAGUCACAGGUCUGGCAGAGGUCCUAUGCAAACUCAUCAUAAUGGAUAUAGUUAUAGAGGACGUGGAAGAGGAAGAGGAACCGUGGGUUUUCGCCCAGUCACAAAAUUCACUGAGGAUUUUGAUUUCAUGGCAAUGAAUGAGAAGUUUAAAAAGGAUGAAGUCUGGGGUCACCUUGGUAAAAGCAACAAGUGUAUUUCAAAAGAUAAAGACGGGGAAGAAAAUGCUUUUGAUGAGGAUUAUAGUUUAGAUGAAGAUAAUGACAACUUAUCUAAUGUUGAGGUUAAGCCUGUUUAUAACAAGGAUGAUUUCUUUGACUCGCUCUCUUCGAGCGUGCUUGAUAAUGCUUCGCAGAAUGGAAGAACUAGAUAUUCUGAACAAAUUAAAAUUGAUACAGAGACGUUUGGUAAUUUUUCGAGGUAUCGGGGUGGCCAGAGAGGUCGUGGUGGACGUAAUCGAGGUGGUUAUUAUGGAAGAGGCGGAGGGUAUGGCUAUUCUGGAAGAGGAAGAGGACAUGUCGGCAUGCCCCAUCGCAGUUCCUAGGUUGCAGCUAGGUUUUAUCAUGUCAUAGUGGAGAACAAGAACUGAAGCAGCUUUUCAUUAAAGAGUUGGAGGCCAUGCUACUUUGUUGUAUUUGAUGUAUCAUUUUCAUAAAAUAAGUUUGACAUUAUUUUUUAUCAUGGUACAUACCAGUCAGUUACUACCUUGUCAGUAAAUUUUACCAACUAAAAUUGCAUCAGUAAAAAAGAAGAAAGAUUAUUACAGUAAAAA
Molecule: messenger RNA, 2130 nt
Organism: Vicia villosa (hairy vetch)
Lineage: Eukaryota; Viridiplantae; Streptophyta; Magnoliopsida; Fabales; Fabaceae
Product: protein decapping 5
Exons: 8
Coding region: 112-1902 (596 amino acids)
Biological process (GO): cytoplasmic stress granule assembly; P-body assembly
Cellular component (GO): P-body
Molecular function (GO): mRNA binding
Source: RefSeq, a predicted model, not a curated record